Dendrobium catenatum is the source of this 1086-nucleotide messenger RNA. Its product is annotated as GDSL esterase/lipase At5g45910. Gene Ontology annotation, molecular function: hydrolase activity, acting on ester bonds. The coding region runs from base 1 to 1086 and encodes 361 amino acids. NCBI's taxonomy places the organism in Eukaryota, Viridiplantae, Streptophyta, Magnoliopsida, Asparagales, Orchidaceae. The record is from RefSeq and is a predicted model, not a curated record. The transcript is spliced from 5 exons.
AUGAAGCUCGCAGUCCUCUCCUUCAUCAUCAUCUCAUUCUUCCACUUCUCCCACUCCUCCCCACAAAAAUUCACCUCCAUUUUCAGCUUCGGCAACUCCCUCGCCGACACAGGCAACUUUCUCAUUUUAGGCGCCGCAGCCUACCCCUUCGUCGGUCAUCUCCCUUAUGGCAUUACCUACUUCCACCACCCCACCGGUCGUUUCUCCGACGGCCGUCUCGUCGUAGACUUCAUUGCUGAGUCCCAAGGUCUUCCACUUCUCCCAUCAUACUUGGCUUCACAUGAAAACUUCAGGCAAGGUGCAAACUUCGCCGUCGCUGGCGCGACAGCUUUGGAUCCUGCAUUUUUCCAGGAAAUAGGCGUCGGCCUCUGGACAAAUUAUUCCCUAAGCACCCAACUCCGAUGGUUCGAUGAGCUGAAACCUUCUCUUUGCAAAACUCCCCAAGAAUGCAGCGAAUACUUCAAGAAAUCACUCUUCCUGGUCGGAGAAAUAGGUGGAAAUGACUACAAUUUCCCCCUUGUGGCGGGUAAGAGUUUAGCGGAGGUAACUUCCUUUGUGCCCAAAGUGGUGCAGACUAUUGCAGAAGCCAUUGAGAGGUUGACAGAAAGAGGGGCUGUAAACCUGCUGGUGCCAGGGAACUUACCGAUAGGGUGCUUGCCAUUGUAUCUUACUCUGUUUGCCACGAUGGAGAAGGAGGAUUAUGAUGACCGGAAUUGGUGUUUGAUAAAGCUGAACAACCUUGCAAGGUAUCACAAUGAGCUUCUGAAAUCGGCCAUUAAGCAGCUGAGGAGAAAGCACCCGGAAGCAAGAAUCAUAUAUGCGGAUUACUACAGCGCGCUUUUGCAAUUUGUACAUUCACCACGCCAUUUUGGUUUUUACAGUGGGACCCAAAAAGCAUGUUGUGGAAGUGGGGGCCAAUAUAAUUUCAACCUAACGGCUCCUUGUGGAAGUGAAGGAUCCCAUGUAUGCAAAGACCCCUCGACUUACCUUAGUUGGGAUGGGCUUCACCUCACUGAAGCUGCCUAUCACCAUAUUGCUAAUGGCUUGUUGGAUGGCUCCUUCACUGAUCUCCCUCUUAUCAUUUGA